Molecule: messenger RNA, 9047 nt
Organism: Lymnaea stagnalis (great pond snail)
Lineage: Eukaryota; Metazoa; Mollusca; Gastropoda; Lymnaeidae
Source: the annotation of a GenBank genome assembly
ACAGUGGCUGUGGUCAAGCUUCAUUGCACUCGCCAUUCUGAACUUUUACUGAGUACUGCUGUCAGAGUAAAAGUACUUCGCAUACAUUUAGAGUAGGUCAAGUAAUAUAUUCUACCUUCAGAGCAAAAAGCUUGUUAGAUAAAUUACUACUGUCAGACUAGAGUGCUGCUGUCAGGCCAAAGUGCUACUGUUACAUUAAAAAUAACUACUGUCAGAGCAAAAAGCUCUGCUACAGAAAAAAAGAUAGUUAAUCUGACAGCAGUCAUAUAGAUAGUUAAUCUGACAAUAGCUCAUCUGACAGCAGACAUAUUGAUAGUUAAUCUGACGUCAGACAUACAGAUAGCUAAUCUGACGUCAGACAUAUAGAUAGUUUAUCAGACAGCAGACAUAUAGAUAGCUAAUCUGAAAGCAGCCAUAUAGAUUUUUAAUCUGACGUCAGACAAAUAGAUAGUUCAUCUGACAGCAGGCAUAUAGAUAGUUAAUCUGACAGCAGACAUAUAGAUAGUUAAUCUGACAGCAGACAUAUAGAUGUUUAAUCUGACAGCAGACAUAUAGAUAGUUAAUCUGACAGUAGCCAUAUAGAUUUUUAAUCUGAGAGCAGACAUAUAGAUAGUUAAUCUGAGAGUAGAACGGUACAUUAAUAAUUUCUUUCUUGUUUUUUCCAGCUGUGAACAAAGGGCAAAUAACCUUUGAUACAAGAUGAAUUGUGCCCCUUUGCUCGCUGCACUUGUUUCUCUUGUGAUGGGUUUCGGCGGUGCAGGUAAACAUAUAACAGUGUUAUGGGCAGUCUCCUCUAAGUAAACAUAUAACAGUGGAAUGUGCAGUCUCCUCUAAGUAAACAUAUAACAGUGGAAUGUGCGGUUUUCUUUAUGUAAAUAUAUAACAGUGUAAUGGGGAGUGUCCGUUAAAUAUCUAUAGCACAGUGUCAAUAGCAUUCUCUUUAAGAACGUACUUGCUUUUGCACACCAUCAGGCAAACAUUUUUACUGAAAUUGGUCAAAUAAUAUCAAUAAUCUUAGCGCCAUUAGGAGGUCAAAUGAUAUAAAGAAUCUUAACACCAUUAGGAGGUCAAAGGAUGUAAAGAAUCUUAACACCAUUAGGAGGUCAAAUGAUAUAAAGAAUAUUAACACCAUUUUAGGAGGUCAAAUGAUAUAAAGAAUCUUAACGCCAUUAGUAGGUCAAAUGAUAUAAAGAAUCUUAACGCCAUUAGGAGGUCAAAUGAUAUAAAAAAUCUUAACGCCAUUAGUAGGUCAAAUGAUAUAAAUAAUCUUAACACCAUUAGUAGGUCAAAGGAUAUAAAGAAUCUUAACACCAUUAGUUGGUGAAAGGAUAUAAAGAAUCUUAACGCUAUUAGGAGGUCAAAGGAUAUAAAGAAUCUUAACGCCAUUUAAUGGGGCCAAAUGAUAUAAAGAAUCUUAACGCCAUUAGGAGGUCAAAUGAUAUAAAGAAUCUUAACGCCAUUAGGAGGUCAAAUGAUAUAAAGAAUCUUAAUGCCAUUAGGAGGUCAAAUGAUAUAAAGAAUCUUAACGCCAUUAGUAGGUCAAAUGAUAUAAAAAAUCUUAAUGCCAUUAGUAGGUCAAAUGAUAUAAAGAAUCUUAACGCCAAUAGUUGGUGAAAUGAUAUAAAAAAUCUUAAUGCCAUUAGUAGGUCAAAUGAUAUAAAGAAUCUUAAGGCCAUUAGUUGGUGAAAGGAUAGAAAGAAUCUUAACACCAUUAGUUGGUGAAAUGAUAUAAAUAAUCUUAACACCAUUAGUUGGUGAAAGGAUAAAAGAAUCUUAACACCAUUAGUUGGUGAAAGGAUAUAAAGAAUCUUAACACCAUUAGUUGGUGAAAUGAUAUAAAGAAUCUUAACACCAUUAGUUGGUGAAAUGAUAUAAAGAAUCUUAACACCAUUAGGAGGUCAAAGGAUAUAAAGAAUCUUAACACCAUUAGUUGGUGAAAGGAUAUAAAGAAUCUUAUCGCCAUUAGUUGGUGAAAGGAUAUAAAGAAUCUUAACACCAUUAGGAGGUCAAAUGAUAUAAAGAAUCUUAACACCAUUAGUUGGUGAAAGGAUAUAAAGAAUCUUAACGCCAUUAGGAGGUCAAUGAUAUAAAAAAUCUUAACGCCAUUAGGAGGUCAAAGGAUAUAAAGAAUCUUAACGCCAUUAGGAGGUCAAAUGAUAUAAAGAAUCUUAACGCCAUUAGGAGGUCAAAUGAUAUAAAGAAUCUUAACGCCAUUAGGAGGUCAAAUGAUUUAAAGAAUCUUAACGCCAUUAGUAGGUCAAAUGAUAUAAAGAAUCUUAACGCCAUUAGUUGGUGAAAGGAUAUAAAGAAUCUUAACGCCAUUAGGAGGUGAAAGGAUAUAAAGAAUCUUAACGCCAUUAGGGGGUCAAAUGAUAAAAGAAUCUUAACGCCAUUAGGAGGUCAAAUGAUAUAAAGAAUCUUAACGCCAUUAGGAGGUCAAAUGAUAUAAAGAAUCUUAACACCAUUAGUUGGUGAAAGGAUAUAAAGAAUCUUAACGCCAUUAGGAGGUCAAAGGAUAUAAAGAAUCUUAACGCCAUUAUUUGGUGAAAUGAUAUAAAAAAUCUUAAUGCCAUUAGUAGGUCAAAUGAUAUAAAGAAUCUUAACGCCAUUAGGAGGUCAAAUGAUAUAAAGAAUAUUAACGCCAUUAGGAGGUCAAAUGAUAUAAAGAAUCUUAACGCCAUUUUAGGAGGUCAAAUGAUAUAAAGAAUCUUAACGCCAUUAGUAGGUCAAAUGAUAUAAAGAAUCUUAACGCCAUUAGGAGGUCAAAUGAUAUAAAAAGAAUCUUAACGCCAUUAGUAGGUCAAAUGAUAUAAAUAAUCUUAACACCAUUAGUAGGUCAAAGGAUAUAAAGAAUCUUAACGCUAUUAGUUGGUGAAAGGAUAUAAAGAAUCUUAAUGACAUUAGUAGGUCAAAUGAUAUAAAGAAUCUUAACGCCAUUAGUAGGUCAAAUGAUAUAAAGAAUCUUAACGCCAUUAGGAGGUCAAAUGAUAUAAAGAAUCUUAACGCUUGUCUUACAAGAAAAUCAACCCACAGAUGGUAUAGAUAAUAGCAUACUUAAAAUUCUUGUAUAAAAAUCAUUUCAAAGCAACAUAGUUAAAUAACAACAUAGCCAAAUAAUUAUAUAGCAACAGAGCUACAUAUCAACAUAAGUACAUAGCUACAUAGCAAUAUAGCUACAUAGAUAAACAGCAGGAGACUAAUCAAAAUCAACGUUGAAUAGACAGAUGAGACUCUUUAAUCUUGGAUUGCAACUCAUCUAAGACAAGGAAAUUUUGAAUGCAAACCGGGAGAUGGAACCCCUUGGCGGAUAACAUUGGUACAAUAAGGCAUUCCAACAACUCCUGCAACGCCACUGGUGCUAAGCUGCAUCAUCCACAUAUCAUGUUCCCUUUUGUUAUCCAUUGGCGUGGAGAGAUGCAAUAUGCUGUGUAGGGAACGAGCUUGUAAUCCAAAAUAUAGAAUAAUCCCAGGCCAUGUGGAUUUGGUUCUCCGAAGUCUACACCAUCGUCACAUUGUGACGGACGGACGCCCGACUGAAAGAAGCAGAAAACUUUUUAAAAAAUGUUAUAACACCGAAUGCUAUUGUCUGUUAUUUACUCAUGUUAUUGUUCGUCCUUCGCAUCGGAAGAAGACCAUGCGGCUAUACUUGACGGUGAGUACGCGGGUAGCUUGUGAAUCAUAUCUGUGCCGGGAGAACUUCCCCACAUGAAGGACGCACGUGUUUUGGGGAGCUCUGGUGGUAUCUUACAUUUUUCUUUUAUAUUUUGAGGGUCCGCGAUCAAUUUAUUGAUCAUUCUGGCUCCUUGUUUCGAUUCAGAAUGUGCCUUCUUUGAUAUGAGUUGCCAUGCAAUGCUAACGAGACCCAUCCACCCGGCAAAUCUGCUUCUCCUUCCAGUGUGCUUUGUUUGGCGUGAGCGGUACGUUGACUCUCCGAAAGUGUGAGGCUGUGGGAUUUAAAGCCAGACAGUUUCCUAUGAGUUCAGGUCGAUGUCCAUGGAUAAUAGGGACACUUUAAGGCAAGCUGUUGAAACGUUAUGUUUCUUCUGACCAGUCUUGACCGUAGGUCAGUUGUGUAGGCAGUCUGCUGUCUGACAUUCUCCCAACACUCCCCCGCCUGAAGAAAAAAAAAACUUAACGUAUCCUAAUGGAAAUAACGUGUGGAUUCGGAGAAAGCCAGCCUUUUAUAGGACAUCUAAAGAAGAGACUGCCCUGCUACCGUAUGCCCAGAGGACUCCGUAAACAGCAACACGAUGGAUUGCUUUGUUUCGAACAUGCCUGCUGCAUACUGUCCGGGUUUGAAUUCAGUGUUUCCUUCUCUUAAAUGAGUUGCCAUGCUCUUAGCGAUUCACAACACUGAGCUGUCUCCGCCUUUUGUCCGUUGACCAAGCAGUAGUUCUUCCGCACAAUUUGCACGAUUCAGUCUUUACAUGCUAUAGGGGACAAGCCCUGUUUUCCCGAAAGUUCUAUGCCUUUCGGCUACCCUCAACCUGGAAUCGUUGUCUGGGUUGUGGUCGCUGUGCAUGUUACAGUUUCUUGGAACCACAGGUGAGAGUUGAGUACAGAGACUUCCGGCUGUUUCUCAACAAGAAGUUUUUUUUUCCUAUUCAGCCUAACAGUAGAUCUAUAUUGUAGUUGUAUUUAGAAGGAGAAAUACGUUGAUAACUUCCGGCUACAACAAGAUGGCGGUAUAAUAAUACACAAAAGGAAGGAAUCUCAGCGUGUAGGCGCUUCGGUAAAGCAAGGGAGACAGUUAAAAAUGAAUAUUGGAAAUUGGCUUCUGCGCAAGUAGUUCGAACUUUUAAUUAAUUUUAAUUGUUUUGCGGUUUCAUUCAGGAUCAGAAUUUAUGCUGUUAUCUAAAUAUCUACCGUUAUACUUGCCUUCUAUGGAUCUGCGCUUUUUUGGCCUUCUAAGGAUCUGCCGUUAUACUGGCCUUUUAAGGAUCUGGGAUUGUAAAGGCCUUCUAAGGAUCUGCCGUUGUAAAGGCCUUCUAAGGAUCUGCCGUUGUAUUGGCCUUCUAAGUAAAAACCAGUGUACUGGUCUUCUAAGGAUCUGCCACUAUACUGGCCUUCUAAGGAUCCACCGUUAAACUGGCCUUCUAAGGAUCUGUCAUUGUAAAGGCCUUCUAAGAAUCUGCCGUUAUAUUGGCCUUCUAAGUAUAUACCGUUGUUCUGGCCUUCUAAGGAUCUCCCGCCAAACUGGCCUCUCCCUAACUUUUAGGAUCCCACUUCCUCACUGAACCCUAUUGACAAAAUGUCACAAAAAACGCGGUCAUCUCUCUCUCUCUCUCUCUCACACACACACACACACGCACAUACAUAUAUAUAAUCAAUGUUUUCAAAUUGUUGUACUUCAGAGGCACAACCACCAACCACACUUUGUACCGGCGUGCAGGCCAACAGCAACAAUUUCAAACACACACUCGUGUACGUCCCAGGAGCUGUCAAAGUGGAGUCGGUGGAUCUUGUCUCCCAGCAGUCGGGAAGUCCAUGCACUAAAGGAGUCUCCUACGGUUUUGUUGGGCCGGAUGUGUACGUGGACAAGGGCUGCAGAGCAAUCUUCAACGCUUGUUACAUACCAGGUAAAAGAUUGUUACAUACCAGGUAAAAGCUUGUUACAUACCAGGUAAAAGCAUGUUGAAAACCAGUUAAAUAUUUGUAACAUACCAGGUAAAAGCUUUUUACAUACCAGGUUAUAGCUUGUUGCAUACCAGGUAAAAACGUGCUACAUACCAGGUAAACCCUUGUUACAUACCAGGUAAAAACGUAUUACAUGCCAGGUAAGUGCUUGUUAAAUACCAGGUAGAAGUGUGUUACAUACCAGGUAAAAACGUGUUACAUACCAGGUAAACACAUGUUACAUACCAAGUAAACGCAUGUUACAUACCAGGUAAAAGCUUGUUUACAUACCCUGUAACAUUUAAAAGGUAUCUUGCUUUUUUAUGAUUUAUACUAUUUUUUACAAGCUUUCAUUUUAAAUUCGCGUUCCGUUUCCCGUUAGUGACAAUUUCAGACAUUGCCCCUUCAGCGGGCAAUAAUUGCUUCAGAGUCAGACCACAUGCUAUUAAGAUUGCCCCUUCAAAGUCAGACCACAUGCUAUUAAGAUUGCCCCUUCAGAGUCAGACCACAUGCUAUUACCGUUGCCUCUUCAGCGUGCAAUAAUUGCCUCAGAGUCAGACCACACGCUAUUAACAUUGCCCCCACAGAGGCAAACCACUGCUAUUAACAUUGCCCCCCACAGAGGCAAACCACUGCUAUUAACAUUGCCCCCCACAGAGGCAAACCACUGCUAUUAACAUUGCCCCACAGAGGCAAACCACUGCUAUUAACAUUGCCCCCACAGAGGCAAACCACUGCUAUUAACAUUGCCCCCUCAGAGUCAAACCACUGCUGUUAAAAUUUCCCCCACAGAGGCAAACCACAGCUAUUAACAUUGCCCCCACAGAGUCAAACCACUGCUGUUAAAAUUUCCCCCACAGAGGCAAACCACUGCUAUUAUCAUUGCCCCCACAGAGUCAGAGUAUUGCUGUUUUGAAAAACAGUUUCCAUGCCCAGGGUUUAGAGUAUUAAAUAUUUAAAAUUUGAGCAGAUACGCGAUUUGCAUUUCCGAAGAUGUUUAAUUAAUAUUAUCGGAGCUCCUCUCAGGUUUACCAUAAGUCCUUAGAUGAAAAAAAGAAUGCUCAAUGUUUUCAUCAAAUCCGGCUACCAACUCGUAGUCGGCUCCUAGGAGUACGGCGCACCAGCUUCUAGGACUACGGCGCACCAGCUUCUAGGACUACGGCGCACCAGCUUCUAGGACUACGGCGCACCAGCUCCUAGGACUACGGCGCACCAGCUCCUAGGACUACGGCGCACCAGCUGCUAGGACUACGGCGCACCAGCUCCUAGGACUACGGCGCACCAGCAGCUAGGACUACGUCUGCACCAGCUUCUAGGACUACGGCGCACCAGCUCCUAGGACUACGGCGCACCAGCUUCUAGGACUACGGCGCACCAGCUCCUAGGACUACGGCGCACCAGCUCCUAGGACUACGGCGCACCAGCUUCUAGGACUACGGCGCACCAGCUCCUAGGACUACGGCGCACCAGCUCCUAGGACUACGGCGCAGCCUAUGACAAUGUUAAGCGCUGUACAAAUAAAAGUAAAUUUAACCUACAUAAACUAGUGUUCUUAUUGAAAAGAGUUCCUGUCAUAAGCUUGUCCAAGGUGAGGGUUCAUUACACUGACUGGUAUCUGCGUGCAAUAUCAGAAUCAGGUAAAAUUUCUUUUUAAUGAGCGACAACCGAAGUCCAUUGAUUCAUAGCUGUGAUGGUGCUUGACAGACAACUGUGGCUCACUGAUUCAUUGCUGUGAUGGUGCUUGACAGACAACUGUGGCCAACUGAUUCAUGGCUGUGAUGGAACUUGACAGACAACUGUGGCCCAUUGAUUCAUGGCUGUGAUGGAACUUGACAGACAACUGUGGCCCAUUGAUUCAUGGCUGUGAUGGAGCUUGACAGACAACUGUGGCCCACUGAUUCAUAGCUGUGAUGUUGCUUGACAGACAACUCUGGACCAGAAUAACAGAAUUGUAUAUAACAAGGAACACAAUUGUAUGUAACAAGGAACAGAAGAGCAUAUAACAAGGAACAGAAUAGGAUAUAAGGAGGAACUUGAUUGUUUAUUACUAUAGUAUAUAACGAGGAAUAUUAUAUAAAUAUUAAUUUUAAAAAACAUGUUGUGUAGGAGGAGGGGCCAGUUGUAAAAAGGAAAAUGCCACAUUAGAUCAGAAUAUAAAGAAGAGAUGGGAUAAACAGAAUAAAAUACUAGGCACUAAACAGUCUUGCGGUAUUUUUAAGAAUCUCGUUUACCUCAUUUAUUGGGAAUUUUAUUUUAUGCGCUUUGAACUCACUAUGACCCAAUACUUUCUUUCGUACCUGGAAAAUGAUUUUGGUGGAUUAUAACUUAAGUUUUGUAAAUCCCUGGGUUCUUCUAAUUACCAAUCAACUCAUUAGCAAACCUAUCUGUGUAAUAAUCAACUUAAUACCAUAUUUUUCCUUUAUCUGUGCUAAUUAAAGCUAUUGCAAACCUUUACUAACCAUCUGCACUAAUUAAAUGAAUAUCAUAUUGUUCCCUUAUCGGUGCUAAUUGACGUCAUAGCAAACCUUUGGUUUUCCACUCAGGCAUCAACCAACAAAUCACGUGCUCAAAUGAAGUGACAACUUCAAGGAGAAAGUGUGCUAUGCAAAUUUCCCGAUCCAGUACCACAACGUGAGGAGCCAGUUGUCCAACUCACCUUGUGUUGAGAACCAGAGCUACAACAUUGUCGCCAACAUGGUCAUCGUGAGGGGUGGGUGCAGGAGUGUGUUCAAUGUUGGCACCACCAACACGCCUUGAGUACAACAAUACGCUACAUCAUUUCGACACACCGACCACCCAGAGACCUACGACACACUGACCACCCAGAAACCUACGACACACCGACCCCCCAGAGCCCUACGACAUACCGACCACCCAGAGACCUACGACACACCGACCACCCGGAGACCUACGACACACCGAUCACCCAGAGCUCUACGACACACCGACCACCCAGAAACCUACGACACACCGACCACCCAGAGCCCUACGACACACCGACCACCCACAUACCUACGACACACCGACCACCCACAGACCUACGACACACCGACCACCCACAGACCUUGCGCUACAUCAACAGAAUGCUCAAUGUGUCUUCCUUUUUUCUUCUCAUUAAAAACAUUUAAUAUAGAAUUAGAUCCAUUAAAUUAUAAGUGCUUUCACAUAGAACAUUUUAUGUAAUAAUACAUAGGCAUUUUAUUCUAUGUAAUCCAUAUGUGUUCGUGUCUAUACCAAUAAAUGAAAUAAAUACAUACGUACAUGCCUUCUUAUGUUUAAACAAAAGUUGGAUAAUGGCACGGUUGUUUUCAAGAAAAAUUAUACUAUUCAUAAGGGGGACUGUGCUCAAGCCUUGUGACGUAAGUCAAGAGUGGAACAAGAUAUGCUUAUGCUUGAACAAAAAAAGGCAGUACAAUUAAUAGAUAGGUCCG